AUGGAGGACGUGAGGCCUGUAACUUCACCGUUGACGGAAGACACAGCUUAUACGCGGUGCUUGCGCGGAGCGAAGGAGGCCAAGGAAAGGGGAAAUACCGCCAUAUCGGACAAAAACUUUAAAGAGGCUUCCUUUCAGUACAAGAAGGCACUGCUGUUUCUAUCUGAAUACAUACCGGGAGACGGAGGUUUCUCGGAAGAUGCGUUGAUCGACAUGUUGGCACGGCGAAGAGGCGUAGCAACACCUCGGGACCUCAGCCCUGGUCGCAAGAGUGAGUUAAUGGAUCUCUACGUAACAGUUAUGAACAACUUGGCGGUUGCUGAUAUGAGGCUCUGUCGUUUUGACAAAGGCGUUGAACACACAACAAAAGUCCUCAAUGUUCCUGGACAGGAGAAAAACAGAAAAGCGUUGUGGCGGCGUGCCGAAUGCCAUGUGCAAAGAGGCCAUAUUGAAGAGGCCGAGAAGGAUGUGGAUGUGCUUGCCGCUUGUGCGGAGGGAAAUGGCCAGCAGUCGGAGGAAGUUGUCGAACAACUACGUAUGAAGAUAAAAGAAAAGAAGAAGCAGCUGGUGAGGGAAGAGCGUGCGAUUUGUAAGAAAAUGUUUGAACACGGGUCUUAG
Molecule: messenger RNA, 618 nt
Organism: Trypanosoma brucei brucei TREU927
Lineage: Eukaryota; Euglenozoa; Kinetoplastea; Trypanosomatida; Trypanosomatidae
Exons: 1
Coding region: 1-618 (205 amino acids)
Molecular function (GO): protein binding
Source: RefSeq, a predicted model, not a curated record